Molecule: messenger RNA, 349 nt
Organism: Marasmius oreades (fairy-ring Marasmius)
Lineage: Eukaryota; Fungi; Basidiomycota; Agaricomycetes; Agaricales; Marasmiaceae
Exons: 3
Coding region: 23-316 (97 amino acids)
Biological process (GO): protein insertion into mitochondrial inner membrane
Cellular component (GO): mitochondrial inner membrane
Source: RefSeq, a predicted model, not a curated record
GUUACAGUCCUCUUUUCCUCCCAUGUCUUUCCUCGGUGGUGCACGGUCUUCACCUUCUGGUGGUAUCAACAAUGACAAGAUUGAAAUGGCAAUAACUGAGCUAGACACUGUCACCGACUUUUUCAACCGCAUGGUCUCGACAUGUCACAGUAAAUGCAUAAGUGGACGAUACACCGACCCGGAUUUGAACAAGGGAGAAAUUGUCUGCAUUGACAGAUGCGUCGCAAAGUACAACGAGGUGCAGAAGAAAGUUGGCGAGAAGAUACAAAACAGAGGAGCGGCUGCGGGCGGUAACACCGGGGGGAGCUUCUUAUAGAGUAUGUUAUGGUUCUAAUGCACACCUCGCAUG